Molecule: messenger RNA, 2820 nt
Organism: Salvia hispanica
Lineage: Eukaryota; Viridiplantae; Streptophyta; Magnoliopsida; Lamiales; Lamiaceae
Product: G-type lectin S-receptor-like serine/threonine-protein kinase SD2-5
Biological process (GO): protein phosphorylation
Molecular function (GO): protein serine/threonine kinase activity; ATP binding
Source: RefSeq, a predicted model, not a curated record
CAGAAACAGAUACAUCCAAUUCUGUUUGUUUGUUUCUGCCUUUAAUUCAGGGAAAAAGCCCAUCUCUUCAAAUCCCACUUCUUUUUCUUUUUAUUUUCUCUUCUCUGUCAGCCUUAUGCAUAAAAGACUCCAUUUUUUGGUGGCUGCAAUUCUGUGAAUGUUUCAGAAUUAAAAAAGGGAAAUCAGGCGAGAGAGUGAAUUUUCUGGGUGAGGCUAAUAUUGUGGUUGUUGCUGAAGCAAAUCUGUAUGUGAUGAUGGGAAAUUGGGGGUUUUCUUGCAUUCCUAUUAUAUCACUAUUGCUGCUGCUGCUGCAAAUCUGCAGAGGGAGUGUGCAACGUAUAGGGAAAUUAGAUCCAGGAUUCAAAGGGUCUCAAAUGUAUUACAUAGACAAUGAUGGAUUGUUUCUGCUGUCAAACAACUCGAAUUUCGCCUUUGGUUUAACCACCACUGCUUCAGAUGUUACUCAAUUUCUUCUUGUUGUCAUCCACAAGAGCAGCUCAACUAUAGUCUGGGCUGCCAACAGAGAUUCCCCAGUUAAGAAUUCAGACAGCUUUGAGUUUGAUAUUUCUGGCAAUGCCUUCUUACAAAGUGGUGGAUCAACGAUCUGGUCUUCUGAUACUGCAGACAAAGGAGUUUCCUCAUUGCAGUUGUUGGAUAAUGGAAAUCUUGUGUUGGUUGGGAGUGAUGACAACACCUUUGUUUGGCAGAGUUUUAGCCAUCCCACUAACACCCUUCUUUCCAAUCAGGAAUUCUCUCAAGGAAUGAGGCUUAUCAGCGAUCGUGCUACGAGCAACUUGACUUACUCGCUUAAGAUCCAGGCUGGGGACAUGUCUCUGUCCGCGGAUUUCAAUCCUCCACAGCUGUAUUGGUCUAUGGGAAGAGAUAGCCGGAUAACCAUCAAUAAAGGGCACGGUGCAGUCACCUCAGCUGUUCUAAGUGCCAAUUCUUGGAAGUUCUAUGAUUCAAGUAGAGUGUUGCUUUGGCAAUUCAUCUUCUCGGAGAGCACUAGUGAAAAUGCAACAUGGAUCGCUGUGGUAGGCAGUGAUGGCUCUAUCACAUUCUCCAUGCUCCAAGCCGGCUCGUCUAGUCCCUCUUCAACAAGAAUACCACAAGAUCAGUGUAGUAGACCUGCAGCCUGUGAUCCAUAUGCAGUUUGCAAUACUGGUAACACAUGCCAGUGUCCCUCGUCCAUCGCCUCGUGCAAAUCCAUCGCCUCUCCUCGCUGUGAUAACUCAACAGGGUCGGUAGAACUUGUUAGUGGUGGUGAUGAUCUGAGCUACUUUGCAUUGCCAUUUGUUCAGCCAUUCUCUAAGACAGCAACCUUAGACAGUUGCAAGGCUUCGUGUCUUGGCAAUUGCUCGUGUGGCGCCUUGUUUUUCCAGAACAGUUCUGGGAAUUGCUUCCUAUUUAAUGAGAUAGGAAGCAUGGAGGGAUCUAGUAAUGGAGGUGGCUACACUUCGUACAUCAAAAUCUCGAGCAAUGGAAGGAGAGAUGGAGGUGGAGGCAGUAGUAAGCCUUCCCCAAUAGUGAUAGUCAUUGUGAUUGUGACUGUGGUUGUGAUAGUAGCAAUGGUGUUUGCUGCAUUCCAUUUCUACCGUAAAAACAAGAAAGCACCUGAGACGCCUAGGGAGAGCUCAGAGGAGGACAACUUCUUGGAAGGCCUAUCCGGGAUGCCUAUCCGGUUCAGCUACAAAGACCUCCAGACAGCAACAAGGGACUUCUCAGUCAAGCUCGGACAAGGAGGGUUUGGAUCAGUCUAUGACGGCACUCUCUCUGACGGGACACGGGUCGCUGUCAAGCAACUCGAAGGCAUUGGCCAAGGCAAGAAGGAGUUUCGUGCUGAAGUGAGCAUCAUAGGCAGCAUCCACCACCUCCACCUCGUCCGCCUCAGGGGCUUCUGCGUGGAUGGGAGCCACCGCCUCCUAGCCUACGAGUACAUGGCUAAUGGCUCCUUAGACAAAUGGCUGUUCAAAAAAGACAAAGGCGAGUUCAUGCUCGAUUGGAACACGCGAUACAAUAUUGCUGUGGGGACAGCCAAGGGCCUGGCUUAUCUCCACGAGGAUUGUGAUGUUAAGAUCAUUCAUUGUGACAUCAAGCCUGAGAAUGUGCUUCUUGAUGAUCACUUCAUGGCUAAGGUCUCCGAUUUUGGGCUGGCGAAGCUCAUGACGCGUGAACAAAGCCAUGUGUUUACGACAAUGAGGGGCACUAGAGGCUACCUUGCACCAGAAUGGAUCACUAGCUAUGCUAUAUCAGAAAAGAGUGAUGUUUAUAGCUAUGGUAUGGUGUUGCUCGAGCUCAUUGGUGGCCGGAAAAACUAUGACACUUCACAGAGCUCGGAGAAGUUGCACUUCCCUUCGUACGCGUUCAAGAUGAUGGAGGAAGGGAGGUUGAAGGAGAUCAUGGAUGACAAGUUGAAGAUCCAUGAAGAAGAUGAGAGGGCUGCUAUAGCCAUUAAAGUUGCUCUAUGGUGCAUACAAGAUGAUAUGCAUCUUCGCCCCCCUAUGACUAAAGUCGUGCAGAUGCUCGAAGGCCUCAGCCCCGUCCCUCCUCCUCCAACAGCCUCGCAGCUAGGGUCACGGCUUUACUCGAGCUUCUUUAAGUCCAUUAGCGAGGGGGGCACCUCCUCGGACUGCAACAGCGACGCCUAUCUGUCCGCUGUUCGCCUCUCCGGCCCUAGAUGAUAUAGGGGUGAAGCUUGUGUUGUGUAAAUGGUAGGAUCAGUUCCAAGUUUUGUAAUGAUAAAGCUAUCAAAUAUGUAUUAUGAUGUUUGUAAAUUAAUGGUUUUUGAUCUAUUGAGAAAAGGUUGGAUUUUUUUGUUCA